UGGUGCGCUGUGUCCCUCGGACAUAGCGGAUCACCAAUCUAUGGAAAGAGCCGAAGCUAUCGGCUCGGUCAUGUGAUCAGCUGUGUCCAAUCACAGCUGAUCACAUGGGACAUGUACACUGAUCAUCAGGGCACUGAUGAUCAGUGUGCCCCCAGAAGUGCCACCUGUCAGUAUCCAUCAGUGCCAGCUGUCAGUGCUGAACAGUGCCACGUGCCAGUGCCAUCAGUGCCACAUCAAUGCCACAUAUCAGUGCCUACCAGUGCACAUCAAUGCCACAUAUCAGUGCCCAUCUGAGCUGCCUUUCAGUGUCACCCAUCAGUGCCAGUCAGUGCCACCUAUCAAUGCCAAUCAGUGCCACCUAUCAGUGCUGCCAAUCAGUGCCACAUAUCAGUGCCAGUCAGUGCCGCAUAUCAAUGCCAUCAGUGCCGCCUAACAGUGCAGUCAGUGCUGCCUAUUUAUAUCAGUGCUGCCCCCAUCAGUG
Molecule: messenger RNA, 481 nt
Organism: Staurois parvus
Lineage: Eukaryota; Metazoa; Chordata; Amphibia; Anura; Ranidae
Source: the annotation of a GenBank genome assembly